UACGUCGCGCACGAUGUUUUAUUGAUGAGAAAUCCCUCGUAUCGAGUGAAUUGGCUCCAAUGUUGUGCAGACUUGUCACUAGUCAGGAAUAGCAGUGGAUAUAAUGUCUGGACCUGGCUCUUCUACUCUAACAGUGAUGAGAAACGGUCCUCCGGGACAGAUAUCAAUGACGACUCCAGCUGUGACCUUCCACUCUAUGUGGAUAGGGGUCCCUUUUCCUGGUUGCUCGCAAUAUUCAAAAUUCGAGACGUUCACAUUCUGCACAAGUGCGGGCAGGACGCGCUGCACUAUUUGACUUUCCAGCGCUACCUGGUGGUGUACAUGUGCGUAAUAUGCAUACUCAGCAUCACUGUUAUACUGCCCGUAAACUUCCAAGGAGGCCUCGCUGGACCAGAGGAUUCAUUUACUCAUACUACUAUCCUGAAUAUUGAUCCUACGUCACCAAUGUUGUGGGUGCAUGCUGGUUUUGCACCUCUAUACCUCAUCAUCAUCGUACUAUUCCUAAAGCACUAUCAUGCCAACUUGCAGUUUGAAAAUGAAGAACACGUCACGAGAACAGUGAUGAUCUGUGAAAUUCGGAGAGACGGAUGUGUUAAAGAGCUUAUCAUACAGCAUUUCCAGGAAGCCUAUCCCGAAAUCCGAAUACAAGACGUUCAGUUUGCAUUUAAUGUUGCUCAACUGAUGGAGCUAGAAGGGAAAAGGCAAGCAGCGAGUGAGGCAGUGGCUGUGAGUAGCCAACUGAAAACUAAACCUGGACAGAGUACACAAAUGCAUCCGUUUCCAUGUGGUUACAUUUGCUGCUGUGGACCCAAGACGGAUUGCGCGGAGUUCUACAAGGCAGAAGAGAAGCAGCUCAUUGAUGCGUGCGAGGCGGAGAAGGAUGCAGCCUUCAAGGACACUCUCGGAAUCGCAUUCGUCACGUUUCAGACGGACGAGAUGGCUCACGCUGUCGUGCAGAGCUACCUGGGAGCCUGUGGGAAGGGAUCGGUGGCUGGCACAUCUAGUCUGAGUGGCGAGCUCAUGUCGUCCCAGUGGGAGGUGAAGUACGCACCCAGCCCCGAGGAUAUUUACUGGGAGAAUCUGUCGUCGUCGCCCGGCAGUCUUGCCGUGAAGUCUCUACUCGUCAAUGGCUUCCUCUUCAUCGCUUUGUUCUUCUUCACGACUCCGGCGAUCAUCAUCACCUCUCUCGACGACAUCUUCUACAAGGAUGCUGCGAAGGUUCAGACGAGUCCUGUUAUAUCAGAGUUUCUUCCUACUCUUCUACUCUGGACCUUCUCAGCUAUUCUACCUGCAGUUGUCGCCUGGACUGACAGAUUUUUGUCCUACUGGACAAGGUCAGAGCAGCACCAUUCCCAGAUGAAAAAGACAUUCAUCCUUCUGAUCUUUAUGGUUUUAAUUCUACCAUCACUUGGUUUAACAAGGUGUCUGUUCCUGCCGGACAGCGGCGCGUUCUUCGUCAACUACGUCGUCACGUCCGCGCUCAUCGGCUGCGCGCUCGAGAUCAUCCGCUUCCCGGAGCUGUUCAUGUACGCGUGCCGCAUGUGCUGCUCACGCUCCGCCGCCGAACACCCGCACGUGCGCAAGACGAUCGUCUGGGAGUUCCAGUUCGGCGUGCAGUACGCCUGGAUGCUGACCGUGUUUGCCGUGACGAUCGUCUACAGUCUCUCCUGCCCGCUCGUCGUCCCAGCAGGAUUGUUGUACCUGACAAUGAAGCACGCUGUUGACCGCUACAACAUCUACUUUGCGUACGCCCCAUCGAAGAUCAGCCGGCGCAUCCACGCGACGGGCAUCAGCUAUGUGGUACUGAGCGUCGUGCUGCUGCAGAUGUCACUGCUCUUCUUCUCCAUGCUGAGAAUCGGUACGGUCGGACAGACGGCGUUUCUUGGAGCGUGUCUGUUGGUGACGAUCAUUGUCUACGUGGGGAGAAUGACGUUCGGCUGGUUUAAUCAACUGAGCCCGUCGGCGCCAUAUCGCCAAUUUCAGAAUGUUAUCAGCAGUCGUGCAGGAGUGGGGACACUGGAGCAGGGCUCCAAUCAAGAUCAGUAUACACGGAGUGACGCCGGGGUAGGAUAAUCUUAAUUGCUCUGGUGUUAUGUGCAAUGCGAGCGGAGGUAAUUUCGUUA
This is a messenger RNA of Priapulus caudatus, 2123 nucleotides long. Its product is annotated as CSC1-like protein 2. The record is from RefSeq and is a predicted model, not a curated record. Bases 25 to 2073 code for a protein of 682 amino acids. Gene Ontology annotation, molecular function: calcium-activated cation channel activity. Lineage: Eukaryota; Metazoa; Priapulida; Priapulimorpha; Priapulimorphida; Priapulidae. The transcript has 20 exons. Gene Ontology annotation, cellular component: plasma membrane.